Gavia stellata (red-throated loon) is the source of this 7053-nucleotide messenger RNA. It is a transcript of the gene ME2, whose product is annotated as malic enzyme 2. The transcript is spliced from 16 exons. The coding region runs from base 99 to 1835 and encodes 578 amino acids. Lineage: Eukaryota; Metazoa; Chordata; Aves; Gaviiformes; Gaviidae. Gene Ontology annotation, cellular component: mitochondrion. The record is from RefSeq and is a predicted model, not a curated record. Gene Ontology annotation, molecular function: malate dehydrogenase (decarboxylating) (NAD+) activity; NAD binding; malate dehydrogenase (decarboxylating) (NADP+) activity. Gene Ontology annotation, biological process: malate metabolic process; pyruvate metabolic process.
UCUGGCGGAUGGGAGCUGCUGUUGCACAAUAGAAACAGGUCCUCGGCCAGCAUCACUCAGAGGGCAGCAGCCGCAGGAGGAGGUGCAGUAUAAAGAAAAUGUUCUCCCGACUAAGAGUAGCUGCCACUCCCUGUGCGAUGGCACGUCGCAGCGCACAUACGAAAGAAAAAGGCAAGCCACUGAUGUUAAACCCACGAACGAACAAGGGUAUGGCCUUCACAUUACAUGAACGACAGAUGCUUGGGUUGCAAGGACUUCUACCUCCUAAAAUAGAGACACAAGACAUUCAAGCCUUACGCUUCCAUAAGAAUUUGGCAAAAAUGACUGACCCCUUGGAAAAGUAUAUCUACAUAAUGGGAAUCCAAGAGAGAAAUGAAAAAUUAUUCUAUAGGGUAUUACAAGAUGAUAUUGAGCGGUUAAUGCCAAUUGUAUACACACCAACAGUAGGCCUUGCCUGCUCCCAGUAUGGACACAUCUUCAGGAGACCAAAAGGAUUAUUUAUUUCUAUCUCAGACAGAGGCCAUAUAAGGUCAAUUGUGAACAACUGGCCAGAGAAUGACGUUAAGGCUGUUGUCGUCACUGAUGGAGAAAGAAUAUUGGGUCUUGGAGACCUGGGUGUGUAUGGGAUGGGAAUUCCAGUAGGAAAACUGUGUUUGUAUACAGCCUGUGCAGGAAUACAUCCAGAUAAAUGCUUGCCUGUGUGCAUCGAUGUUGGAACUGAUAAUACAACACUCUUAAAAGAUCCAUUUUAUAUGGGCCUAUACCAAAAAAGGGAUCGCUCACAGGUCUAUGAUGACCUAAUUGAUGAAUUUAUGGAAGCCAUUACAGACAGGUAUGGCCAGAACACACUUAUCCAGUUUGAAGACUUUGGAAACCACAAUGCUUUUCGGUUUUUAAGAAAAUACAGAGAGAAAUAUUGUACCUUCAAUGACGAUAUUCAAGGGACAGCUUCAGUGGCCUUGGCAGGACUGCUGGCAGCACAGAAGGCCACUGGUAGACCACUUGCAGAGCAGAAAGUGCUGUUCCUUGGAGCAGGAGAGGCCGCCCUGGGAAUUGCAAACCUCAUUGUUAUGGCUAUGAUGGAAAGCGGUGUUUCUGCUGAGGAAGCCUACAGGAGAAUAUGGAUGUUUGACAAGUACGGUUUACUGGUUCAGGGCCGAGAACAAAAGGUAGAUUCCAAUCAAGAACCAUUUACGCAUCAGGCUCCAGAGCAGAUACCAAAGACAUUUGUAGAGGCAGUGAAUGUACUUCGGCCUUCAGCUAUCAUUGGAGUUGCAGGAGCUGGGCGGCUUUUCUCUCAGGAUGUGAUCAAAGCAAUGGCUUCUAUCAACGAGCGACCUAUAAUAUUUGCACUAAGUAACCCUACAGUGAAAGCUGAAUGCACAGCAGAGGAAGCAUAUACGUUAACAGAGGGCCGUUGCUUGUUUGCCAGUGGCAGUCCCUUUGAGCUGGUGACUCUGAAAGAUGGAAGAACCUUCAAACCAGGCCAAGGAAACAAUGCUUAUAUUUUUCCAGGCGUGGCUCUCGCUGUGAUCCUCAGCAGUGUUCGACAUAUUAGUGAUAAGGUUUUCCUAGAGGCUGCUAAGGCAUUGACAGAACAGUUGACUGAUGAAGAACUUGCACAAGGAAGACUUUAUCCUCCACUGUCUAAUAUCAGGGAAGUUUCUAUCUAUAUUGCUGUCAAGGUUAUGGAAUUUUUGUACGCAAACAACAUGGCUUUCCAUUACCCUGAACCCGCAGACAAGAACCGUUACAUUCGAUCAAAGGUUUGGACCUACGAAUACGAAUCCUUCAUGCCAGAUGUGUAUGACUGGCCUGAAUCUAAGGUUCACUGAUGCAUCAGAAGAUCUCACUCCUCAGGCAGUAUCUUCUACUCUGCAGGGAUCCCUUUUUCAGACCAAUUUAAAUCAUGAUCUUUGAGUCCUGUAAUUUAUUUUCGCUCAUUUUGUUGUCUUUUUUCCCUUGUACCCUGUUUUUCACUUGACUUUGAUCUCUCCCAAGUAACUGAUAAAGUGUAUGGAUGAUGGCAUCCGUCACAGGAAUGAGAGAGCUCGUCAAAAUUAAUUUAAAUAAUGACAUUGCAUUUCCAGCUUAGAGCCCGCACCUCACUAAAGAAUUCCAUUAAUGAUAUUUUAGCUAUGUGUGUUUGAUGAACUAUAGCUCUCUCAUCACUGCUGAUUUCCAGAAUGAUUUAUUUCUGCUUUUAAUAAUCAGUCUUCUAAUCGUCCUAGUGUUGUCACACUGCAUUAUCUGUGACAUCACCAGCGAGCGUUUGUCCGAAAAAACGAAAAAGAGACAAGACAAUUUUAACAGUCUAAUGGGCUUUCUGUUUUGUCCGAUGUUUAAAGAUGCCCGUGUCCAGACUUUCUUGUGGCAUUGGCUGCUCUGUUUCUUUGAAUGUGCUUUGAGGAGCAGCAUGGUGUGCACGUGUGGAAUCUGCAGCAAUGUUUGUAUUUCGUGUUUUCAUCGUUGUGUGAAAUCUGUUAUCAGGAAAAACGUAAACUAGUUGAAAUUAUCUUUGGAAAGCCUGAAAAUAAUAUUUUUAUCACUUAAUAGCUUUUAAAAACAAAGCUACGCUGUUGCAUAAUAAAUUAUAUCAUGUAAAGGCAGGAUCUGAAGUAAUCUACAGAAAUCUUUUAGAGAUUUUUACAAGGAGAUUUUCUGCAGUGGACUCCCAAGGUGAUGUACCAAAGGAUUUUUGUUUCAUCUGUUAAUUUUUUCAAGGUUCUGUUUCUUCUAAGCUAAAUUGUUUCCUCCUUUGCAUACCCUUGUUCUCACAAAAAGACUUGUGUGUGAUGUUUUCAUGACAUCAUUGAUGCAAAAACUCCUAAGUGGACUCACUUGCCACUUCGAACAAACCCCCCACAUGCAGCUGAUGAAGCUGAAACAGAAAGUGUUACAGGCAGCUACUGACACGCACAUUUAAAGAAGUUUGACCGAAUGUUUCCUGUGGUCUCAGUCCAGUAUGUCCAGUUCUGUUGGAAUAUAGGACUCAAAAGAUCUAAUGCUUAGAAGCUCUAAGUUGAUCACUUCAUCUUCCUCACUCCGUUUACAGGUUUAACUUGUCAGGUAAAAACAAAAAUUGCGAGUUGAAUUUUAACUUGCAAUGAAGUACUGCACAUUUGACACAGAUACCACAAUGUGCAUUCCUUUUCAUUCUGUUCAUAUCAGGUUUGAGUGCCCUCCGUUACUUUGUAUUAGCAGGUGAGGACACACAGUGAUAGUUACAGCCUGUGACUUCUCUAAAUCUGGUCUCUGUAACAAGAACAAUGGUAUGUCAGGAACAGAAAUAAAGGUAAUGUGCUGUUCCAUAGUUCGCUGCAUCAAGGCAAAAAAGGACAAAAAUAAGUAAAUAGAUAGAUGUUAAAGGGCUAUACUGCCAAACUUGAGGCCAGAAUCCAAAGAGUUGAAGUAAAGCUUGCUUAGGAUUUACCCAUGGCAAGCACCUCACUCAUAUCUUCAUUUAUAUUGGAAAAUGCAGUCUCCACAGAAUAGGUCCAAAAUAGAACAGGGAAAAUAGUCUCUGUACCCCCUUGGGACAUGGUCUCUGUCGCUUAUUGCCUAGUGUCCGAUUUCAAAAUGAUGUUCCCGUAUUAGAUAAAAAGAACAGCAAACUUUGGGAAGGCUAUACCUAAGUGAGGAAAGAAGACUGAUUAUAUAAACACAGAAAAUAGUGAUGUAGGGAAAAGGCUGUGUAUUCAAACUGUGGUAAAGUGCUGUCUGGUGGGGCUCGAAAUGCUACAUUGCUAAGUUGGGCGACAUAUGUGGUUUGCAACUUGUAUAUGUAAGUAUAUGUACAAAAAAGACCAACACACACCUAUGAUGUUUUUACAAAGAAUGCUUUUUUCAUCUAUUUUUGCUAUGCCUGGUUUUUAUUGUAUUUAAAUUUGUGAUCUUACUGAGAAAUUAUUUAUUUAGUGUACAAAUUAUUUUUACCUUCUGAAAACUCAACUCUAGCUGAAGCCUGUUGCAAUGUGUCAGUGGAGUUCUGCAUCAUUGGAUUCAAGUAUAUUGGGAACGCACACUUCCUCACUUCUGCCAACACACUAAUUAGGCAGACAAGUUACAAAAAUAUCCCAUGCACUGAUCUUGUGUCCCGGCUGAGAAUGAUCACAGAGGCAGGGCAAUCGGUCCGUAAAUAUAACUCUGUCUUACAAAAUAAAGAUCUGCAUCCAUCUGUUCGGUCUGAUUAUAUUUUUUUUCAGGCAAGAAGUGCAGUCAUGGUAUGUAAUCAGUGGGCAUUGAUAGUACUCAGGAAAACCUGGCGCUUGGGAAAAUAGCAUUACCUGCGUGCAGCACUCUUGCUUUAGGCAAGAGUGGUCUCUGUUCCCAAAGGGAGCUACCGCACGGGAAAUUCGCAGUGGCUGCUGUCAAGCACGCCUGUUGCGUGAAGUGCAGUCCUUUCCCUUCCUGGCAUGGGCUCCCUGCUGUCUUUAAGCAGAUGCCAAGAGGGAUUGUUCAGAAGUAGUCAGCAGUGGGAUUUUCCCCAAGUACAAAUGUUCCUGCAUAAUUUUUCUGGAAAUCCCACUGCACAGGUGAGGAAAAAACAGUCUUUCACUGACUCGGAGGCUCCGGUUACAAUACAGCCCUGCCCUGAUGGGGCUGCAGAUGUGUCAGAGCUCUAGAGUAGAGAAUGCCUGACUGUGUCACUCUAACGUGUCCCAGUUACGGCAGCUAAAUGGUACCAGUUAGACUUCAUCUGUGCAUAUGCACCUGUGGACAUUGCUUAAUCACGUUCUGUGGAUCAUCUAUAGCUUGCAAUAUAGACACGGCGGAAUUUUACCUUUAAUGUAUAGCCAUUGUUCUCCCUUAGCAACAGGUAACAUGUCAGCUCACAAACUUUUAAAUGCAUUUCACUUUCAUGUUUUUCAGGGUUUUUUUUAUAAAAUAUAUAGAUUCAUGUUCUGUUUUGUGUAUUCUUCGGAUCCAAUUAAUCUUUGAAUUAAUUACAACUGCUAUUCUUGCUGCUGAGUAAGGAACCACAGUAUCCUUUCUCAUAUUCUGCUUAACCUGAUUUUUCUCUGUUUCCUGGCUUAUUCAAAAGCAUUUACUGAUCUUUAUCUAUACAGAAAAUUCUCUUACAGAGUAUGCAAAGGGAAAAAGUUGUCACCAGGAUGCAUUUGUAAUGCUACAUAGUGUAAGUUAAGCUUAUACUGUUCUUUAAAGAAAUAUAUUGCCUAAAGGAUGACUAGUGUUCUAGCUCUUCACACAGCCCUGGUGACUUUUGCCCUCUGAAUGGUAUAGAAGUCUGUCUUUCAUGUCUCUUCUGUGUGGAUAGUAUUCUGGAUGUACAGAACACUUCUGAGAGGCUCAGAAACUCCCACUAAGGUCAGUAGCUCAGUUUUUUCCAGGACUGGCCCAAGACUUGCUUCCUUAAAAUCAACAGGAGCAGGACUGAGCCUCUUGGCAGCAAUGUAUAGAAACGUUUAGGGGAGGAGAAGAAAGGUAGCUAAGGGAGCACAGCCUUUUUUUAUUAAAUGUGUGUUCUUGUUCAAAGAUGUUACAAAGCUUUGUAUGUUCCUGAAGCGUGUGCCCAUGUGCCAACAAUUGGCAUGUAGAGGAAGACUAUCAAAAUGUUGUCUCUGAUAGAUUUUAAAACCCAAAUGUGACUCCUCGCAUAAGUUCUCGGUUAUGUUUGUGAACAGUGAUGUUUCAUGAUGGUGUGUUCGUUUUCCAAGCCUAAAAUGAAGUGACGCUUCACAUGCAGAUCAGUGUUUAACAGGUUUCCUGUGGUAGGUGUGUGUCUUUGUACUGCUUUUUUCCAGCACGCUGUUUUGCAGGAGGGCGUAAAGUAACCCUGUGUCACACUCCUCUGGUGGUAACUGUAAAGAUAAGUGAUACGCCUUUUAGUUUUCCAUUAGCGGCCCUAUUUCGUGACUACUCCUGUAGGAGGGUGGGGAUCACUAUUGUACAGCUACAACUGUGAAUUUUAGUUCAGCUGACUCUGGGCCUAAGUAAAUCCAAGUUGUCGUCUUUCAUUUGCUCCGGGUGUUUUUAACUUCAGAGGUUUAGAUUUGUGUCAUUUGGAUAAAGGUAUCUACAAGACUCUCAGAUCGGACUGUAAGAACAGUAACAGUUUGGACUCCCGUUCUGUCUCAGCUAUAAGUGCUAUUCCUGAGUUUAAGAAAACCACUGGUUUUGGACUCUUUAUAAGAUGAUGCGUACUGCUAUCCCAUUUCAUAACAGCCAUACGUAAUAGGCAGGGACUGGUGUUACAUUGAAUACUGGAGCAAGGAGAAAAUCUAGAGCAAAGCUCUAAUUGCACCCACUUGACAGCUGAAUUUGAGCCACGUAAUUCACUUGCCGCUGGUGAAGGGACAUCUAAUUCUGUACGGAUCUACCUUGACCUACCUACCUAAUCCCGAAAUACACGUUACCAUGGUAUCGGAAAGCCUGCAGAUGUUCUGGGUGAACCGCGAGGAAGAUCUCAGCACGCUUCAGACCUCUGCUUCCUGCCAUUGCUUCCCGCAUCGCAGCGCUGGGUGAGGACGCAGCUUACUUGUGCCUUCUCCGCAGGAACGCGCUAACAUGUACGUGGGGAAGCCGGUACCUGGUGGCACGGUGGACCGUGGCUACGGCUCGCGUAAAAAGCUCUCUCGCAUCAGAUGUUUUGGUUGCGGUGCAGGAACCCUGUGGAGUGCGUUUAUAUUCCCCGCACACAAAGUGGGCGCUGGGUUGAACUGAACUCUCUGAGUACCUUUGAUUUUGACUUACCCAGCCUUUAAGUAGUUGCUUUCUAAUGAAAAUGGAAAUAAAAAUACUUUUAGGACUACACCAAUGAAGUAAGAUGGCCAGUUUGACGAGAAAUAAAAUGUCAAAAUCAUUUACAUUUCUUUCUAUCUUAAACAUAUCUACCUUACACAAAUAAAUGUAAGUCUACUGGAGCGCUUGUGAGAACAGUUCUAGCCUAAGCUCCCCCGGGUUGACGUUACCUGGGAGGGUCAUUGCUCAGCUGAAACUAAAAUCGUCUUUAAACGUGAACUGACUGAGGUUUUUUUCUCCUUUAUAAUGUUGUAGCUAUUGAAAUGUGUGUUCUGGUCUUCUAUUUUCUUA